Abrus precatorius (Indian licorice) is the source of this 3333-nucleotide messenger RNA. RefSeq names its product pentatricopeptide repeat-containing protein At3g24000, mitochondrial. The transcript has a single exon. Gene Ontology annotation, molecular function: protein binding; zinc ion binding; RNA binding. The record is from RefSeq and is a predicted model, not a curated record. NCBI's taxonomy places the organism in Eukaryota, Viridiplantae, Streptophyta, Magnoliopsida, Fabales, Fabaceae. Bases 451 to 3255 code for a protein of 934 amino acids. Gene Ontology annotation, biological process: RNA modification.
UACCAAAGAUUUUCUUAAAUCUUAAAUCUUAAAUUUCAAGGCCGUUCUUCAAACUUUUUUCUCCUCCAUUGUGUAGAUUUUCUGGUACUAUUGGGGGAUUCUGGGAUGACUUAAAAAGUGUUGGCUUUGCAUUAAUUCUUCACAAGUAUUGACUAUUUGAUUCAAUCAUCAAAGCUGGCUAGGCAUUGUAGAAAGCUAUGUACUUUUAGCCUUGAGCAUGUUUCAUCCACUACACACUUGUCCCUUGUUAACUUCCAAACAUGCAUAAACGAAAGACUAUCUUUUAGCUUUGGUGUUCCCUUCACAAACCAUCCUAACCCACAAGUUUCAUGUUUUCCUCGAAAUGGCUUCUCAGGAAUCACUGAAGCAAAUGUUGGGAAAGCCUUGCACGCGUUUUGCGUGAAGGGUGUUGUUCCACUUGGCACAUUCCAUGCUAACACCUUGAUUAACAUGUACUCUAAGUUUGGUGAGAUUAAUUGUGCACGAUAUGUUUUUGAUAAAUUGUCUCACAGGAACGAAGCUUCUUGGAAUAACAUUAUGUCGGGGUUUGUUAAAGCCGGUUGGUACCAUGAAGCAAUGGAAUUCUUCUGCCACAUGAUUGAAAGUGGUGUUAGGCCGAGCAGUUAUGCGGUUGCGAGUUUGGUGACUGCCUGUGACAGGUCAGGGUGUGUGACUGAAGGGGUGCUUCAGAUUCAUGGUUAUGUUGUUAAAUGCGGUUUGAUGUGUGAUGUGUUUGUUGGCACGUGUAUGUUGCACUUUUAUGGUACGCAUGGUGAGGUUUCUGAGGCUAACAAACUGUUUGAGGAGAUUGAUGAACCGAAUAUUGUGUCUUGGACUUCUUUGAUGGUUUGCUAUGCAUAUAAUGGGUGUAUAAAGGAGGUUCUGAAUGUUUAUCAGCAUUUGAGACGCGAGGGGGUGUGCUGUAAUCAAAAUGCAAUGGCUACAGUUAUUAGAUCUUGUGGAGUGAUUGGAGAUAAAACUUUGGGUUAUCAGGUGCUUGGUUAUGUGAUCAAAUCUGGAUUGGACACUAGUGUCUCUGUGGCGAAUUCCCUUGUUUCCAUGUUCGGUAAUUGUGAUAGCGUAGAGGAGGCAUCUUUUGUGUUCGAUAACAUGAAGGAACGUGACACUAUUUCAUGGAAUUCGAUCAUUACUGCAAGUGUACAUAAUGGUCAUUGUGAAGAAUCUCUAGAAUACUUUUAUCAGAUGCGUCAUACUCACAAAGAGACAGAUUAUAUUACUAUUUCAACCUUGUUACCAGUAUGUGGUUCGGCUCAAAAUUUGAGGUGGGGAAGAGGACUUCACGGUCUAGUAGUAAAAUCUGGACUGGAAUCAAAUGUUUGUGUGUGCAAUAGUCUUCUAAGUAUGUAUUCUCAGGCUGGAAAAUCUAAGGAUGCAGAGUUUGUGUUUCAUACAAUGCCAGAGAGAGAUUUAAUUUCAUGGAAUUCCAUGAUGGCAAGCCAUGUUGAGAAUGGAAGGUAUCCACGCGCCGUACGACUUUUGAUUGAGAUGCUCCAAACAAGAAGGACGAUGAACUAUGUUACUUUCACAACUGCAUUAUCUGCCUGUUAUAAUUUAGAAAAACUAAAGAUUGUUCAUGCCUUUGUGAAUCUUUUUGGUCUCCAUCACAAUUCGAUCAUAGGUAAUACAUUGGUUACCAUGUAUGGAAAAUUUGGUUUGAUGGGUACAGCGCAACGUGUGUGCAGAAGUAUGCCUAAGAGAGAUGAAGUAACUUGGAAUGCACUAAUAGGCGGACAUGCUGAUAACAGAGAGCCUAAUGCAGCAAUUGAAGCCUUUAAUUUAUUGAGAGAAGAGGGUUUGCCUGUAAACUACAUUACUAUUGUUAAUCUUCUCAGUGCUUGUUUGUCUCCCGAUGACCUUCCGGAACGCGGAAUGCCCAUCCAUGCUCACAUAGUUGUAGCAGGCUUCGAAUUAGAUACAUUUGUCCAAAGCUCCUUAAUUACAAUGUAUGCGCAGUGUGGUGAUCUUAAUUCAAGUAACUAUAUUUUUUAUGUACUAGCUAAUAAGAAUUCCAGUACUUGGAAUGCCAUUCUUUCAGCAAAUGCUCAUUGUGGGCCAGGUGAGGAGGCAGUAAAACUUAUACUAAAGAUGAGGAAUGAGGGGGUACAUUUAGAUCAGUUUAGCUUCUCUGUAGCUCUUUCCAUAAUCGGUAACUUAACUUUAUUGGAUGAAGGUCAGCAGCUUCAUAGCUUGAUUAUUAAACUUGGGCUCGAGUCAAAUGAUUAUGUUCUAAAUGCUACAAUGGACAUGUAUGGAAAAUGUGGGGAAAUUGAUGAUGUGUUUAAAAUCCUUCCCCGACCAAGACGCAGGUCACAGAGGUCUUGGAACAUUUUAAUAUCAGCAUUAGCCAGACAUGGGUUUUUCCAACAGGCUAGGGAAGUGUUUCAUAAGAUGCUUGAUCUGGGACUGAGACCUGACCAUGUCACUUUUGUUUCACUUCUGUCUGCAUGCAGCCAUGGGGGUUUGGUGGACGAGGGCCUUGCAUACUUCUCUUCAAUGUCUACUGAAUUUGGUGUUCCCACAGGAAUAGAGCAUUGUGUAUGCAUAAUUGAUCUUCUUGGCCGAGCAGGAAGGCUUGCUGAGGCUGAAGCUUUUAUUAAUAAGAUGCCAAUUCCACCAAAUGACCUUGUGUGGCGUAGCUUGUUGGCGGCUUGUAAAAUACAUGGCAAUUUGGAGCUUGGGAGGAAGGCCGCUGACCGUCUUUUUGAGCUUGACUCAUCUGAUGAUUCGGCUUAUGUUCUUUAUUCAAAUGUCUGUGCAUCUACCAGAAGGUGGGGAGAUGUAGAGAAUGUGAGAAAGCAAAUGGAAUCACACAAUAUAAAGAAGAAACCUGCCUGUAGUUGGAUCAAGUUGAAAAACAAGGUUACAACUUUUGGAAUGGGAGACCAUUAUCAUCCACAAAAAUCACAAAUCUAUGCAAAGUUAGAAGAGCUCAAGAAGAUGAUUAGAGAGGCAGGCUAUGUGCCUGACACAAGCUAUUCAUUGCAAGAUACAGAUGAAGAACAAAAGGAGCAUAAUCUUUGGAACCAUAGUGAGAGAAUUGCUCUUGCAUUUGGGUUGAUCAAUAGUCCAGAAGGCUCACCUCUUAGAAUUUUUAAGAAUCUCCGUGUGUGUGGUGAUUGUCACUCUGUUUUCAAGCUGGUUAGUCAAAUUAUUGGCAGGAAAAUCAUAUUAAGGGAUGCAUACCGGUUUCACCAUUUCAGCAGUGGCAAGUGUUCCUGUUCAGAUUACUGGUAGUGGAUUGGUUUUGUUGGAUAAAGUAGUUGAAAAAUGUUACUGGGCAAGUUAACACUUUUAAUUUUGAUUCAUAAGGUU